Molecule: messenger RNA, 1110 nt
Organism: Saccharomyces eubayanus
Lineage: Eukaryota; Fungi; Ascomycota; Saccharomycetes; Saccharomycetales; Saccharomycetaceae
Gene: COQ2
Product: 4-hydroxybenzoate octaprenyltransferase
Exons: 1
Coding region: 1-1110 (369 amino acids)
Biological process (GO): ubiquinone biosynthetic process
Cellular component (GO): mitochondrial inner membrane
Molecular function (GO): 4-hydroxybenzoate polyprenyltransferase activity
Source: RefSeq, a predicted model, not a curated record
AUGUUUGUUUGGCAGAGAAAGAGUUUAUUGCUAGGGCGGUCGAUCGUGGGCAGCGGCGGAGUCGUUGUUGCUGGAAUCAACGGGAUCGGUAGAAAGAGGUUCAUGUCGUCGUCGUCGUCGUCGUCGUCGAAGGAGUUAACACCAGUGUUCACUCCGAAGGAGCUGGAGGUGGCACGCAAGGAAAGACUGGACGGACUGGGGCCGUUUGUGUCCCGGUUGCCCAAGAAAUGGAUUCCGUAUGCAGAGCUGAUGAGGCUCGAGAAGCCUGUAGGCACGUGGCUGUUAUAUUUGCCCUGCACUUGGUCUAUUCUAAUGGGGGCCACGAUGCAGGGUGCCUCCUUGGGCGCAACAGCUGGUAUGUUGGGUAUUUUUGGUGUGGGCGCCCUGGUAAUGAGAGGUGCUGGUUGCACCAUUAACGACUAUCUGGAUAGAAAACUGGAUCAACGGGUUAUCAGGUCUGUCGAAAGACCCAUUGCGUCUGGUAGAGUUAGUCCCCGUAGCGCGCUAGGAUUCUUGGGUGCUCAAACCCUGGUCGGGAUGGGCAUCCUGUCAUUGCUGCCUGCACAGUGCUGGUGGCUGGGCCUGGCCUCUUUACCCAUAGUGUUCACCUACCCUUUGUUCAAGCGGUUCACGUACUAUCCACAGGCUGCAUUGAGUGCAUGUUUCAAUUGGGGGGCGUUGCUCGGUUUCCCAGCCAUGGGUAUAGUGAGUUGGCCCACGAUGAUACCCUUGUACUUGGGUAGUUAUCUAUGGUGUAUGACUUACGAUACCAUAUAUGCGCACCAAGAUAAAAAGUUCGACAUUAAAGCAGGAAUCAAGUCGACCGCGCUGGCUUGGGGUCCACGCACAAAGUCCAUCAUGAAGGUCAUGUCUGCGUCUCAGAUCACGCUGCUGGCCGUUGCAGGCUUGAACAGUGGAUUGUUGUGGGGGCCCGGGUUUAUUGGUGGACUAGGGAUCUUCACCUACAGGCUAUUCAACAUGAUCAAGAAAGUCGAUCUUGACAAUCCCAAGAACUGCUGGAAGUACUUCACUGCGAACAUCAACACCGGAUUGUACUUCACAUACGCGUUGGCGCUCGAUUACGUGCUAAGGCUGUUUGGGUUGUUGUAA